UCUGGGCGGAGCGACGCGGUGCAGGAAGUCCUCUGCAGCCAGCUGUGCUCUCUCCGCCCGGUAAACGCCAUCCUGCCGCUGCCAGCAGCGCAGCGUGGGCCAGCCCUACUUAAGGCGGACCGGGACCGGAACACAGCCCGCUUUUUACGCUGACUGAGCGAUGGCCCUGCUGGUGGAUCUGACCCGCUGCUGCAGCAGCACCGCUGCCUGUCUGCAGCAGGAAGCGGACUCCCACGUCUUUCUGCUGUACGGGAGGACUCAGCGGCGUGGAAACGGUCUCCCGGAGCCGUUCCCGCGCGCCCACGGGAGCGUGCACGUCCUGGACUCUGGCUCCACCGCGGAGUGUCUGUACCGACUCAAGCGGACCGUGGAUGACCUGGACCUGAGCUCCAUCAGGGUCUUGACCACGGCGCGGGGCAGAGAGGUGCUGCUUCGGUACCAGGAGAUGCUCUUUACCGCCGUUUAUACCUUUGAUUACCAAGUGACGCCGGCUGACAGGUUUACCUGCUCGUGCUGCGGAGGCCCCGCCCCCGCGGACUCACCUGAGGUUGAUGUGGGAGGAGACGUGUCGGCCUUUCUGCAGCAGCAGCCCGCUUUGAAGGGCGACAUCAAGGUCCUGAGGUCCACAUUGAUCCCAGACUGCUUCGGUCACGGCUUCAGCACUCGUUCCGGUGGAAUCUCCUACAUCCCGACCCUGUCCUCCCUAAAUCUGUUCAGCAGCAGUAAGAGGAGGGACCCCAGGGCCGUGGUGGAGGAAAACAGGCACCGACUGGCCCUCCGCGCUGGUUUCCAUCCUCUUCCUCUACGUCUGGUUAAGGUGAACCAUGCCAGCGACGUGUGGGUUUUGGGGAAACCAGAGCCGGAAAGCUACGACUCCAUGGUGACAGAUCGGAGGGAGGUGGUCCUGGCAGCUCCAGGUGCCGACUGCAUGCCCAUCCUGUUUGCUGAUCCAGUGAAGAAGGUCAUCGGGGCUGCUCACGCAGGUUGGAAAGGGACCGUGAUGGGCGUGGCACCCGCAACCGUGGAUGCCAUGGUGACAGAUUUUGGUUGUCGGCGUAGUGACAUUGUGGUGGCGGUGGGGCCUUCUGUGGGGGUGUGCUGCUUCACGCUGGACAAAGAGCAGGCGGGAGACUUUACUACCCUCCAUCCUGACUGUGUACCUGAUCCUGAGUCAGCCAAACCACACGUGGACAUCCGCCUCGCCAACAGAGUUCUCCUCCAGCGAUGUGGCAUCCUGCCGGAGCACAUCCAUGACAACACGGUGACGGAGCGGCCCUCUGUGACGCCCUGCACCUCCUGUAAUCCAGAGGACUUCUUCUCCCACGUCAGAGAUGGACUCAACUUUGGCACCCAAGUGGGCUUCCUGUGGAUCCAAGGAUCUUAGGAGACGAAAAACAGGAUGGCUAAGAACUCUGCUGAUUCUAACCUGAUGGGUCAGAUUCCAGCUGCCAGCAAAGCAAAUCUAAAGUGAUCAUUUGGCUAGUGGGAAAUGUGCUUAUGUGAAAUGGGGAUCCCCCAACUGACUUCAUGCUUUGGGCCUCCUGCGGUUCUAAAACCGGAGCGGCUGCAGUACAUUUCAGGGACAACCUCCAGAUGAGCGCCGUCCUCAGAACAGCUGAUAAAAGAACUGAACUCCAAGCAACGGCCAACAUUGGAAGGAGAAUUGCUGAACAACGCAAUACACGAAGAGUAAAAGAAAAGCCAGAAUAAUGAGCGCUUUGAAAACAUUUACUUUAGAUUUCUUGUUGGCAUUUUCCUACUUUAUGUUUUUUUUAGAGUGGGUCAAUUUCAUACCAUUUGAAAACAAACGCCGUAGCUUUGGCUGCAGAGUCUAAAAUCCUUUAAAACUGUUGAAACGAUACAGCAGAGUUAAUGUCAGUCUUUGCAUCCAGCUGGCAGGAAGUUCACUUAUCUGAUUUCACGAGUUAGCUGACAGUGAAUAAGACAAAACACGUUCUGGGGUAGGGAAAGCAUUUAUUCUGAAGGGGGGAAAAAGCCUUGAUUUGUAAUAAAGGCAGCCCUUUUUU
Molecule: messenger RNA, 2027 nt
Organism: Fundulus heteroclitus (mummichog)
Lineage: Eukaryota; Metazoa; Chordata; Actinopteri; Cyprinodontiformes; Fundulidae
Gene: lacc1
Product: laccase (multicopper oxidoreductase) domain containing 1
Exons: 5
Coding region: 161-1384 (407 amino acids)
Molecular function (GO): copper ion binding
Source: RefSeq, a predicted model, not a curated record